AUGGAUUAUUCGAAUUUACGAGCGGCCGCCCUGCGCAACGCAGAGGAUGAAGAGGCCGUCACCGUCGACACCAGGGCCCUCAUCGACAAGGUUCUGGCGCGGUACUCGGGGGAGUGGACGACGCUGCGAGAGCUGAUACAGAACGCGGCGGAUGCGCAGGCCACGUCCGUCACGGUCACUUGGGAGACGCUGCCCUCGACCAGCGUGCCCAUGCCGAACACGACCGACCGAUCGGACCAGCUGAAGCAUGUCAUUGCAAACCACACGCUGCGCCGGCUUGUUGUCCAGAACGAUGGCCAGCCGUUUAACCAGCGGGACUGGGGUCGGCUGAAGCGAAUCGCAGAGGGAAACCCCGACGAGACCAAGAUUGGCGCGUUUGGCGUCGGCUUCUACAGCGUCUUUGCCGACUGUGAAGAGCCAUUUGUCAGCUCUGGUAGCGAAGCAAUGGCCUUUUAUUGGAAGGGAAACUCGUUGUUCACAAAGAAGUCGAAGCUUCCCGAGGAACAAGCCAGCAAGUUCACGACAUUUGUUCUCGACUAUAGAAAUACUACCACGCCCAUGCCGAACCUCUUGUCGGUUGGCCAGUUCUUGGCUACCAGCCUGACAUUUGUUGCGUUGCAGAGUAUAGAAUUCAAAAUCGACAACUACACCAUCCUUUCCUUGAAGAAAAAGACUUCGCCCGUUGUUAACUUGAGUCUUCCCAAAAACCUUGAACCAAGAACAAAGGAGGGGCUGAUGAAGGUGGUGGGGGUUGACAGAACAAGCACGCAGAUUGAUGCCUCAUUUAUGAACGUCAUUGGCUGGAAACCACAAAGUGCAGCUGCGUCCAAGGUUGCAGAUUCGUUCAACUCAAACGAGGCGUCCUCAUCACUACGCUCGUUCUUCUCUCGUCUGGCAGCAAACGCUUCUGGUGCCAAGUCCAAGGCAGCGGUGGAGGAAAACAAGGUGCAGAAUCUCAUUUCCGAGGAUGUCACCAAGAUCAAAACGUCGUCCAUCUUUCUCCGUGCAACCUCGGCCGAUGUGCAGACGGUUGUUACUUCUUCCUUCGCCUCUGAGUUGGAACGAGCUACGAAGAAGCCACCGCCAGCCAAGACGAGACUGUCGAUUUUGACGGCGUCCUUUGACGAGGCUGCCGCUUCCGAGUCCGCGUCAUUACAGGACGGUACUGGCAAUGCCACCGACGUCUUUGCUUCCGUCUUGCCCAACAAGAAGCCCGGCGGGCGCAUCUUCAUUGGGUUCCCGACCAUGCAGACUACAGGAGCGGGAAUGCACUUAUCCGCCCCGUCUGUCAUCCCCACGGUAGAGCGUGAAGCAAUUGAUUUGAAUGCUAGAUGGGUGCGCACGUGGAAUAUCGAGCUCCUUCGAGCCGCCGGUAUCAUUGUACGGCUAGCGUUCGUCAAUGAAAUGGCCGACUUGCACAAAAAGGUCACUGGCAGCGUUGAACCCGGUGCCGAUAUUACCGAGGCGAUCAUCUCAAAGUAUUUGCCGGAAGCGCUUCACAUCCUUGGCACAUACACCUUUGCAGAUUCCACACCUAGCUCCCAAGUCGGCCAAAUCAUGGAGGAGGCUUUCUGGACCUGCUUCAAGAAGGCUUCGAUUGAAAUGUACUCAUCAAGAGGAGUGUUGCAAACCUCGGAGGUGCGCCUUGGAAUCGACGAGCUCGCUGCUUUUGUCAACAGUAUUCCUGUGGUGCCAAAGCAAAUGUCUGACGCUCCGUUUGUCAAGAAGCUGAUUGACUUUGGUCUGCUAACGCUUAUCAACGUGGGCGACAUAAAGAAAGAGCUCGGGGCCAAAGCGUUGAGCAAGGCGCAAGUCAUCAGCUUAAUUACUUGGCUGGGAAAAAAGACUGUGACUGGAGAGCUGGAUCCUGCCAGUCGCUCCGCUUUGCUUGAUGUGGCUGUUGCUGCAGUGGAUGGGGGUGGCAGUGACGGUGGCAGUGGUGAAGUGAUAUUGUUGGGUAGCAUCACCAACUACCAUAGUCUGGCACGGAUACCGGCUAACAUGCCAAUACCGCCUACCACGAUACCAUUCUCAUUCACUGUCAACUCAAGCGCCGCUGAGCUGCAGUCUCUGGGGUGGGAGCCCCUAGAAAUCGUCCCUUGGCUACGAUUCCUUCUUGAAACUACAAAUAGUCGAUCUGAGGAAGAGAGCUUCACCAAGUCUGCCAAGUUUGCUGUCCAGGUUUUGACCAUCUUAUCCAAGAACUGGGAUACACUGAGCAAUGCCAGCCGCAAUACGGUUACCACGGUGCUGCAGAAUCGGACGGUCAUGCCAACAAAACUAGGUAUGAAGUACCCCGCAGAGGCCUUCUUCCCAACUGUCAAAUUGUUUGACGAUCUGCCGAUCAUCCAAGGAUGUGAAAAGGUCAAGGAAAAGUUCCUCGUGGCCAUUGGUGUCCGGAAAACACUCGACUUGGAGACAAUUUUCACUCGGCUGCUGAACACCUCGGAAAGGGGAGGCCAACAGAAAUGGAGCCACAUGGAGUUGAUCAAGUAUCUUACUUCGGUCCAGGCUGAUAUUCCCUCUGCUGAUAUGAAGAAGCUCAAGGAGUCAAAGCUUUGCCCCGCAGAAGCUGGACCAAAGGGUAUGGAGCCAACAUGUGGUACCACUACGGUGUUCAAAGUCUCCGAACUGUUUGAGCCGCAAGAGACUCUCCGAGCGCUCAAGCUUCCUCUGCUGCAGUGGCCUGGGCCUCCUGGAAGCUAUCGCAGCAACGGUGCCGAGGCUCUUUUCCUGAAGAGCUUGGGUCUGCGGACAUUUCCGUCAGUCCCCGAGCUGGUAGAGAUGAUGGCUUCCGGAGAUGCAGCCCUGCGCGCCAACGCCAUGACAUACUUCAUCACCAAUCAUCAUCUGAAUAUGUACGGCGCUUUUGACGUAAGCACCUGCCGUAAGCCGAUCAUUCCGUUGAAGGACAGCAACGAGCUUGUCGUGCCGUCUGCCUGCUUCACGAAUCCGCGUGUCACUGUUCUUGGUUUCUCCGUACUGAGACCUGACCUGCAUGACCAUGCCAACAAAUUUGGCGUCGCGAGAGAUCCACCAAUGCUCGAGUGUGUCAGCCGCCUCCUUGCGCGCCCGCCCCGGGAUCACCAAUCAGCAGUAACACUCUUUGGGUACUUUGCAUCUCGUCUGAGUGAGCUCGGCGACAAGAAUCUUCUGAGGCUUCGCAACGCCCCUAUUGUGCCGAUUUCCCGCUCAAACAGUAGCACCACGAAGGAAAAGGGAGGAGGCAGCCUCACCUUCAUCACACCGGGUCGAACAUAUCUUGGUAGCUCGCCGACUUACGAUGCCAUCUUUGACUUUGUGGACUUUGGCAAUGAUGCUAACGCAUUCCUUUUCAAAUGCGGUGCCAGAAGUGAACCGACGAAGAAGGAAGUCGCCGAAAUGGCAUGCAGCGAGCCCGCACGACUAUUAUCUGCUCUCGGGAACAUUGAGAAAUAUCUCAACCUUCUCAAGUCGUUGGCGGAGGAAAGUCACAUUUUGCAGCGCGACAAGGCUUUAUGGAGUCGGAUGCAGAGCUCCAAGUUCCUGCCGGCUUACAAGGAAAUAGCCACGCCCACAAAAGGAAAUCUCAUCGAUUUCGAAGACGAGGCGGAGCCUGUGAAACAAUAUCAAUUCGCUACUGCUAACCAAGUUGUCGUGCUGGAUGACAUAGUCAGUUAUCGCCUAUUCAAAGAACAUCUGAUUUGUGCCCCCGAAGAGGACUUGCUUGAAGACUUUUACAUUCAGCUUGGCGCACACCGACUGAGUGCCAUGGUCGAGGAAGAUCUUCGAAUUGGUGGUCGCGCAUCGAAAGAUGCCAUUGCCCAGCGCUUCCGAAGGCACGUUAUUGAGCGCACCAAGAUUUUCCUGUACGAAUACGCUCACUACCGGCGAGACUUUAUCAAGCACGACGCAAAGUGGCUUGACUCAAAUCUAGUUGUUGAAGUUGUUCGUUCCGUUGCGUUGCGAAGAACUCUCAAGGGGCAGAGUCAGUCGCACGCCGAAAGUCGCUCCGCUGCCGGGUCUUACACCAGAGGAGCUUGGAUUCUUUACGUCGCAGAUGAUACAAAACCCGACAUGUACCAAUUCGGGCAAGCCAUUUGUCAAAUGUUGCUGAAGCGCCCAAACCAGCAAGCGUACCUGUUUUUUGAACCGUUUCUUACGCUCGACCUUUACGCCCUGCGGGACAGAGGCUACAACGUGGAUCGUAUCCUUCGCGUUAAAGCGGCAGAGGCUAGAAUGGCGGAAGAAGAGAAGCGAAAAGCACUCGAAGAGGAACAAAAGACCAUACGCGAGCAAGAGGCGAAUCGGGUCAAUCAAGGCAUGAUAUCAGAACCACAGGCUGCAGAGGCAGCCCGUGCCGUCCCUAACGUCCCGGCUCUGCCAGCUGCUCCAUCCACCCCAGCGCAGGCCAAGCAGAAACUCCCUGGUGCUUGGUCGUCUCCCGAAGACAAUGCCCCGGAGCCGUCUAACCUGGGUAAGAAGAGCAGAGGGUUGUUUUCGAACUUAACAAAACGCUUGGGCUUAGAUACCCCAUCAGAGGAACAACCGCCGCCGUAUAUCGAGUCGGAGCAACGAGACAGGCAAAGGGGACUUCAAGGAAGCUCCAGCGGAGGGGCGGAUACCGGCACGGUCACCAGCCCGACAGUGGUGCAGCAGAACCUCACCAACGCAGUCAACGCAACGCGCGCGCACGGCUCCAGCUCUGUCUUUUCGCAGCCUGACGUCAAGGAAGUCAAGGAGCAGGCGACGUACUGCGACGAGAACUCGGCCAAGGACAUUCAGCACGUAUCCAACGCGCCCAACGGGCUCAAGAUUUACACGGCGCGCCACAUGUCGGUUGACCCGCAGCAGUUCCUAUCAGAUAACCACGAUGCCGUCAACGCCUUUGCCAACCUGCUGGUGGACGUGGGCCGCGUCUACGGACUCUCGUCGACGGUACUACAUAUUUACUACGACGAGCGCGGCAACACCAUUGCCUUCAACACGGGCGGCAGCAUCUUUUGCAACCUGCGCUUCUUCCUUCAGCUGCACGCCGCGCGGGUCGGCCCCAAUGGUGGCAGUGACGGUGGCGCGGCCUGGGCGGAUGCGGCGACCUGGUGGUGGGUUGUCAUUGCGCACGAGCUGGCGCACAAUCUCGUGACGGUGCACAACUCGAACCAUAGCUACUAUACCGAGUCGUUUAUCCAACAGUACAUGGGACGCAUGGUCACGCAGAUCACGCAGUGGACGCAAGGGGGCCAGUAG
Molecule: messenger RNA, 5226 nt
Organism: Cordyceps militaris CM01
Lineage: Eukaryota; Fungi; Ascomycota; Sordariomycetes; Hypocreales; Cordycipitaceae
Product: HATPase domain protein, putative
Exons: 1
Coding region: 1-5226 (1741 amino acids)
Source: RefSeq, a predicted model, not a curated record